Molecule: messenger RNA, 1428 nt
Organism: Anastrepha obliqua
Lineage: Eukaryota; Metazoa; Arthropoda; Insecta; Diptera; Tephritidae
Product: mitochondrial import inner membrane translocase subunit TIM50-C-like
Exons: 5
Coding region: 124-1326 (400 amino acids)
Molecular function (GO): phosphoprotein phosphatase activity
Source: RefSeq, a predicted model, not a curated record
AAAUUUCAAAUAGGCUACACGAGAUUCAAGGCUUCAAUUUAUGUUCUUUAGCCGGUGUGAUGAAAUAAAAAGUGUGUCUGAAGCGAAAUUAAUCAAUAAAAACAGUGAGAGCAAGUGGACGGCAUGGCAAUGGCGCAGAGAGGAGUCCUUGGAGUAAUUAAAAAAAUAGGGUCCAACCCAAGAGUUUCACUCCAGUGUGCUGGAGUACAAAAUCGACGCGCGUUGAGUAACCACCUAUGGAGUGGAAGACGACACUUUUCCGCCGCAAUUACAGUGUUUAGACAAAAGUCUGUGUGUCAACAAUGCGAACGCUUCUAUACCACUGAAAGCACAAAAAAGGCAGCAAAUCCGGAGAUUUUGUCAAAGCUGUUUCCCCAAACAGCACUCAAUGUUGACGAGGAAACUGAACGCGAACGAAAACGCAAAGAAGAGGAGGAGGCGAAAGAAAAUGAGAAGGCAUGGAAGCGAAUGAAAAUCGGCUUUGGAGUUUUUGCUGGAAGCGGCAUUGCGUUUGCCAUAUGGGCUGUGUAUGAGUUUGGCAAGCCGGAGGUAGAUGCGGAAGGCCAAGAUAUCGAAGAUGAGUUUAGCAAAAAUCCCGUUGUUCAACAGUACAUACAGCGCAUGUGGAAGUCAAUGAACUACUAUCAAAAAAUGAUUCAAGAACCAUCACGCGAUAAACUUUUGCCAGAUCCAUUAAAGCCACCGUACAUACAACCUCCAUAUACAUUGGUGCUGGAAAUGAAAGAUGUUCUGGUUCAUCCUGAUUGGACUUAUCAAACUGGGUGGCGGUUUAAGAAACGUCCUGGGGUUGAUCUUUUCCUACAGGAAUGUGCUAAGCAUUUUGAAAUCGUAGUUUUUACCGCAGAACAGGGAAUGACUGUGUUUCCGAUCUUGGAUGCGCUUGAUCCAAAUGGAUAUAUUAUGUAUCGUCUGGUGCGUGAUGCAACGCAUUUCGUUGAUGGGCAUCAUGUCAAAAAUUUGGAUAAUUUGAACAGAGAUUUAAAAAAGGUCAUUGUUGUGGAUUGGGAUCAAAAUGCAACUAAGAUGCAUCCUGAUAAUACAUUCAAUAUUACACGAUGGUUGGGCAAUGAUGACGAUACACAACUGCUGGAUUUGAUUUCAUUUUUGAAAACGUUGGCAGCUGCUGAAGUCGAGGAUGUGCGCGAUGUACUGCAUCACUAUCGCCAAUUUGAUGACCCUAUCGUUAAAUUUAGAGAAAACCAACGGCUUUUGUUAGAGCAAAUGCAAGAAAGAGAACGUGAAGAACUAGCCAAGUCAAAGCCAAUGGUGAAAAAGUGGACCCCAAGCUUCCUUGGACGGUCAUAAUAAGCGGCAUAUGGUCGUACUGUAAUACAAUCCCUACCGCAUGCUUUGUAAUAACUACUUAUUUGCAUAGUUUUUAUUCAUUAAAAUGAAAAGUUUUCUUUA